AUGGCGUUUGAAGCGCAGUUCGCAGAGAUCGAAGACAAGUCCUGUCACCUGCUGAGCUGCUGCUGCUGGGGCCUUUCCUGCACAGCGUGUGACGACCCAUGCUGCCUCGACCGGCACAAGUUCUGUUGCAUGUCCGGCGGCUGUACGUCGGGCGAGGAGUGCUGUGGCCAGAAGGGAUGCCUGACGUCGUUUGGGAAGGCGUUGUGCUGCGUUGAGGCGUGCUCCCUGAACAACAUGGCCAUAGGCUGCUGUUCGGUCUUCAUUCUGGGCCGCCCCUACGGAGAGGGCCGUCUGGUUAACGAUCGGGAGGCUGCCUUCAUGGAGGAGGUGUUCUGGUGCUACUACUGUUGCUGCGGAGGAACAGGUUGUGCACCAACCAGUCCGUCGCAGAAGCUGUCUCGGCAGGCGAGGCUGAAGGUCCUGGGUAGGUCUGUCUGGCGACCGAAGAAGCCUGCCGCAUGGGUGAGCGAAUCCGGACCCAAAGUUGUUCUCAAAGUCUCAGCUGCACGAGGCUAUGUUUCAAUGACACCAAGUGUUGCUGCAUCGAGGUGA
Messenger RNA from Symbiodinium sp. CCMP2456, 552 nucleotides. The record is from the annotation of a GenBank genome assembly. Lineage: Eukaryota; Dinophyceae; Suessiales; Symbiodiniaceae.